AUGACCUCCGAAAUUACUUUCUGGGACGACAAACGUCACAUUGUGUUCGUGCUAGAGCUAAUAUUUUAUAGCGGCCUUCUGUUAACAGCCGUAGCAGCGCUGUCCAGAAGGCGCCACAUGGGUAAAAGUUUAACGCUAGGUGCGAUUGCAGUUCUGAAAAUCUCCGGCGUGGGCAUAAGCGUGCACGCAGCUACCCAGACUGUUGAUGCCGUAAAUAGCCAAGACGCCUCUAAAUUGCCAUCCACGGGUAUUGUCACGGCAGGCGCUAUUUUGGUUUCGCUGGCGUCGGCACCUUUAAUAAUGCUAACGAGGGCUUUUUGCCCGCCAGACGACCUGCCCGAUCAGCUCCAGAGAGGCGCGAGAACCAUAAUGCUGUUACCUGCAAUUCUCUCUAUUGUUGGCUAUAAUUUGUGGGCUAACCAGGAUCCCAGCACUGACACAGGGAUUGCCAUGGCCAAGGCUUCGUCCAUUUUGUAUCUGGCCGUGUACUUGCUGUUCGUGAUCUUUGGCCUUUAUAGGUACUCCCAAUUGCAUGGGCGUGCGACACGAGUCUUGACAACAGGAACCUGCACUGUGUUGCUGGCAAUGCCAUUUUUGAUCGUUCGGUUCGUCUUCAUCAUUAUUUCAUCCUUCGCUCUGGACUCCGAUAUGACUGCUUACCACAAGUUUAGUUUCUUCAAUGGCGACUGGAGAGCCUCGCUCAGCAUGUUUGUGGUCAUGGAAUUUAUGGUCGAGUUGAUUUACAGCGUUGGGCUCCAUUUAUUAAUCACUAGAGAAUGGCAACACGACCGUUUAACAGACGCCGAAUCCUUCAAAAGGGAGGAAAUCUAA
This is a messenger RNA of Lachancea meyersii CBS 8951, 831 nucleotides long. The record is from the annotation of a GenBank genome assembly. NCBI's taxonomy places the organism in Eukaryota, Fungi, Ascomycota, Saccharomycetes, Saccharomycetales, Saccharomycetaceae.